Molecule: messenger RNA, 3189 nt
Organism: Ceratotherium simum simum (southern white rhinoceros)
Lineage: Eukaryota; Metazoa; Chordata; Mammalia; Perissodactyla; Rhinocerotidae
Source: RefSeq, a predicted model, not a curated record
AUGGCUGUGCCACCUGUCCCACUGCCGCUGCUGCGACUGCUGCUUACCGUUUCCCUGGGCUCCGUCAGGCUCACGCGGGCUGGUGCCUACUAUGGGAUCAAGCCACUGCCACCUCAAAUUCCUCCUCAGAUCCCACCGCAAAUUCCACAGUACCAGCCCCUGGGCCAGCAAGUACCUCACAUGCCUUUGGGCAAAGACGGCCUUAACGUGGGCAAGGAGCUGCCCCAUGUGCAGUAUGGCAAAGAGUACCCACAUCUACCCCAAUACAUGAAGGAAAUUCAGCCGGCGCCCAGAAUGGGCAAGGAUGCAGCAUCCAAGAAGGGCAAAGUAGAAAUGCCAGUAGCCAGUUUACGAGGGGAGCAAGGUCCCCGUGGAGAGCCUGGCCCACGAGGACCACCUGGGCCCCCCGGGUUGCCAGGUCAUGGGAUACCUGGAAUCAAAGGAAAACCAGGGCCACAGGGAUACCCAGGAGUUGGAAAGCCAGGUAUGCCUGGAAUGCCAGGAAAGCCCGGGGCCAUGGGAAUGCCCGGGGCAAAAGGCGAGAUUGGACCCAAAGGAGAGAUAGGGCCUAUGGGGGUCCCAGGGCCACAAGGGCCUCCGGGCCCUCACGGACUUCCUGGCAUUGGGAAGCCAGGUGGGCCGGGGUUACCAGGGCCACCGGGUGCAAAGGGUGAGCGAGGGCCCAAAGGACCACCAGGACCUCCAGGCCUUCAGGGUCCCAAAGGAGAGAAGGGCUUCGGGAUGCCAGGUUUGCCAGGCCUGAAGGGCCCUCCAGGGAUGCACGGCCCUCCUGGCCCUGUCGGACUUCCAGGAGUGGGCAAACCCGGAGUGACUGGCUUUCCUGGGCCCCAGGGCCCUCUGGGAAAGCCAGGUCCUCCAGGAGAGCCUGGGCCACAAGGUCCUAUUGGGGUCCCCGGGAUUCAAGGACCUCCUGGGAUACCUGGAAUUGGAAAACCAGGCCAGGAUGGGAUCCCUGGGCAGCCCGGAUUUCCAGGUGGCAAAGGGGAGCAGGGACUGCCAGGGCUGCCAGGACCCCCAGGCCUUCCUGGGAUUGGGAAACCAGGCUUCCCAGGACCCAAAGGCGAAAGGGGUGUAGGGGGUCUUCCUGGGGUUCUGGGACCGAGAGGGGAGAAAGGACCAGUAGGUCCUCCUGGAGUGGGGGGUCCCCCAGGAGAGCCAGGCCUGCCUGGCAUCCCAGGUCCUAUGGGCCCUCCAGGUGCCAUUGGUUUUCCUGGACCCAAAGGAGAAGGUGGGAUUAUAGGGCCACAGGGGCCACCAGGUCCCAAGGGUGAACCAGGGCUUCAAGGCUUCCCAGGAAAGCCAGGUUUCCUGGGCGAAGUGGGGCCCCCUGGCAUAAGGGGUUUGCCAGGUCCCAUAGGGCCCAAGGGGGAAGCUGGGCUCAAAGGUUUGCCAGGGCUCCCCGGUGCUCCAGGGCUUCUUGGACCAAAGGGAGAACCAGGAAUCCCAGGGGUUCAGGGUUUACAGGGCCCCCCGGGCAUCCCAGGGAUCACAGGCCCUAGUGGCCCCAUUGGACCACCUGGAAUUCCAGGCCCCAAGGGGGAACCAGGCCUCCCAGGGCCCCCUGGGUUCCCUGGAGUGGGGAAGCCCGGGGUAGCAGGACUUCAUGGCCCCCCAGGAAAGCCCGGUGCCCUCGGUCCUCAAGGCCAGCCUGGCCUUCCUGGGCCCCCUGGCCCUCCAGGGCCCCCAGGCGCCCCAGCUGGGAUGCCCCCUACACCACCACCCCAUGGAGAGUAUCUUCCCGACAUGGGGGUAGGGAUUGAUGGUGUGAAGCCCCCCCAUGCCUAUGGGGCUAAGAAGGGCAAGAACGGAGGGCCAGCCUACGAGAUGCCCGCGUUUACCGCUGAGCUGACUGCACCCUUCCCCCCCGUGGGGGCCCCAGUGAAGUUUGACAAACUGCUCUAUAACGGCAGACAGAACUACAACCCGCAGACGGGCAUCUUCACCUGCGAGGUCCCCGGCGUCUACUACUUUGCAUACCACGUUCACUGCAAGGGGGGUAACGUAUGGGUUGCCCUGUUCAAGAACAACGAGCCUGUGAUGUACACGUACGACGAGUACAAAAAGGGCUUUCUGGACCAGGCGUCGGGGAGCGCGGUGCUGCUGCUCAGGCCCGGGGACCGCGUGUUCCUCCAGCUGCCCUCAGAACAGGCUGCGGGGCUAUACGCCGGGCAGUACGUCCACUCCUCCUUUUCAGGAUAUUUAUUAUAUCCCAUGUAAAAAAGAAAAGAGAGAGAGAGAGUUAAUAGAAGAAAUGAAAAUGACGCACCAAAAAAUCCAAAUGAAAAACAUAAUUGCUUCAAAACAUUUAUAUAGUUGGAAAGUUAUAUUUAAGUGAAAAUUUGAACCAUCAUGUACAAAUAAAAACUAAGAUGCAUGUUGAAUGCUCCGCACAGCAGCUUGUAAUUGAAAAGGAGGGGAUAGAUUUAUGUAUCAAGUACUGACACCCAUUGUACCCACUGGAAUCAUAUUAGCUGUUGUAUGUUAUAAGCUUCCAUGAUAACCUGCUUAUUCAGAUCAGUCAAAAUAUUUCAGUAUGAAAUCAUAGCUAAUGAAAGUCACUCACUCAUAUUGUUUAAAAUAUUUAUAAAUAUGGCUUAAAGAGAUGUCAAUGGUAACAAUUACAUACCGUAUUUACUUGCAUAAUUUCCUCUGUAUUUGUGCAGAUAUUUUGCCAUGGUUUGAGGGGGUGGGGAGUUCUGCAGUGUUAAUGCCCCACUGGGAGAGGCCAGGGGACCACGGUAGAACUUCAGUCCGAGGAAUGUUUCUCUCCCCACAGAGGCUGUGUCUUUAGCAACAGGAGUCCUACAAAGAAUCGUGUGUCUCGUGUCUCCAGAACGUGUGAACCAGUCAACGCUGUGUAUUUAUCCAGUGUCUUCUCCAUGCUAGCACUGGGUGAGACACUUCUGUGGGGCAUAGACAGGAGCUCACAAGCCAGCUGGGAGACAUGAGCAGUAAUUAAUUCAUUUAUUCCUCAAGGUUUCUUUUUGUUUGUUUUUUAUUCCUGUGAUUUUUUUUCUUUUUUCUUCCCUCCAUGUAAUUUCGACUAUGGCCCAACUAAUAUGAACACCUGGAAGUUACAAGAAAAAAAAUAAUAACCCUCUUCCCCAGUAACUUUCCAGUUUUCUGGAAUGUUCAUUAUCAAUAGCAGUUAUUGUGUUUACAUGCAUA